This is a messenger RNA of Cladophialophora psammophila CBS 110553, 2523 nucleotides long. RefSeq lists its product as uncharacterized. Gene Ontology annotation, molecular function: DNA-binding transcription factor activity, RNA polymerase II-specific; RNA polymerase II cis-regulatory region sequence-specific DNA binding; zinc ion binding. The transcript has 7 exons. Bases 1 to 2523 code for a protein of 840 amino acids. Gene Ontology annotation, cellular component: chromatin. Gene Ontology annotation, biological process: DNA-templated transcription; regulation of transcription by RNA polymerase II. Lineage: Eukaryota; Fungi; Ascomycota; Eurotiomycetes; Chaetothyriales; Herpotrichiellaceae. The record is from RefSeq and is a predicted model, not a curated record.
AUGUGCUUGUACGGCAUUAUCGCGUUUUGCAUGGGAUCCAUUCCCAGCAACGACGCUCUCGACGACCCCGAGCAAGAUAGGCUUGGGUCCGAAGGCAAUCAAGCUGUUCCCGAAUGCGUAUCCGAAUUACCUUCUCAAGACACUGGCGACGCUCUUGACACACAAUGGGAGAUGCUUUUGAAUGCCACGACGUCCGAACUACACAAUGCUGCUGGCAUAGCUACAACAGCUGACCGCAGCAAUAGUCGGUUCAACUUUCCUAAUGCUUUUCAGUCAGAUUCAGACCUCUUGAACUCGUACACGGGAUUCCAGCCUUUGUUUGACAAUGGUGCCUACUCGUUUAACGACUUCGACAGUAAUAUCUCACUUCUCGGUUGGAUGAACUCCGAAAACUUGGCGAAUACUUACAGCAUCCCCCCAGAUCUAAAUAUUUCCGAUUUCCCACUGCAAGGCUUGGAAGAUCCACCGAGGACGACGAGAAUGCAGCAGGCAUUACCGGACAAUCCUAAAGCUAUAAAUAAUGCUGUUGAGGGGACGGUGACGGGAGCUGACCUUCCGCUGGACAAAGGAGAUUCGGUGGCAUCAUUUCCGCACGUGGAUACUUCGGCAUUACCCACUCCGUCUGCGUCGCAGGAUCCCGGUUCGAGCCCUCCUCUGGAAGACCCCCCAGAUUCUGUCACCGUGGAAAGAGCCACCAACACUUGGCCUUACGAAUAUCAAGCUGGAGAAGAGGGAAAGAUCGUUUUCCCCGUUCUGAAUCCAGAGGACCUCAGAAGAGCUAAAACAUAUCACGGCGUUAGCGGCACCAGCUCUCCAAGGAAGAAUUUCCAACUGCUUGGUACGUUUGGCAAACUGGACGAUAAAAAGCUUUCUAGCAUCAUCCAACUUCUAAGUCUACCGCUGGCACGAGCACCAUGGCAGGAGGACGUCGACUUACUACGGUCCCUUCCCGGGCCCGACAUCCUUCACCACUUCACGGAUCUGUACUUUCUCCAUUUUCAUGAUCUCUGGCCCAUAAUCCACAGGCCAACAUUCAAGAUAUCCGAUGCGCCCACCAUUCUGGUGUUGACAAUGGCCUGCAUUGGCGCAUGCUACUCUGGUCUCGACCGGUCCCUCGAGUUUGCCGACACACUCGCCGAGCUUUGUAGGCGGACGACGGCUUGGAUGGGCGAACAUGAUCCUCGAUUCUUGCGGUCUCCGUCCUAUGGAGUAUCACUCCUCUUGCAGCACCUGCAUGCCAUGGGCUCCGGCUCGCGACGCCUUUUCGAGACGACCGACGCUUCUCGCUCGCGCCUCAUCAGCAUCGCGCGGCAAAUGAAUUGCGCACGGCCACACACCUCACCUACCGAUGCAGAUUCAUCUAACCGAGACACGUUCCAAAACUGGCUCGAGUGGGUAAGCCAGGAGCAAGUGAAGAGAUUGAGUUGGUUUCUAUUUGAAUUUGACUGUCUUUAUUCCGCCUUCUCAAAGCAAAACCCAUGCACAAAGCUUGAGGAAUUACCGCCCGAGUUUCCCUGUGAACAGUUAUACUGGGAUGCACCAACAGCGUUUUCUUGGGCGGCUUGUCCAUUUCAGACCACUCCGCGAGGACCUCCAACCAUGCAAACUAUCAGCAAUUUCGUAGAGAAAGCAAGCCCAUCAAUCAUCAGUCAACUCGACAACAUUGGAAAACGGUUGCUGAUUCGAUGCCUCGCCCAGCAGCUGUAUGCCUGCCAAGAACAGAUGGACUCGAGCCUAUAUCAUAUUCUCUGGCAGGACAACAGAGGGCUGGAAGUAAAUCGCACUGUUCGAUCCCAACUUUCGAGGGCCAUCAUGUCUGUGUAUGAAAUCAGCUGGGCCGAUCAUCCACGCCGGUACACCCUCCGCCACGCUCUGCGCAUCGGCAUUGCUGUGCAUUAUAGUCACAUAUUCGGUGCAGGAAAAAUUGUCGACCUGGUCACCCGCGUCGCACGCAAGCGGGCUUCGGGCUUCGACAUGUCGAGAAUGUCCAAUAGCACAGGGUUCGUCUCGAGUUCUACCAAUACAGCUUCACCAGGUGAUGAAGUCGCGGCGAUAGCCGCAUUCGGCGAAGAACCCGAAGUCAUCAGGGAAAUGAUGUGGCAUGCCUCACAAGUUUGUUACCUUCAACGCCGCCAUCCUUUCAACUCGCCCCUCGAACCCCUGUCGGUGUUUCUGGCGGGAAUCACGCUUUGGGCGUGCUGCAAAUACUUUUGUCCGCAUCAAACAUCCAUGCGCGUCGGACCCUCCAUUCAGUUGGACGAGCCGUCCUUUUGCAGUUCUCAACGUGCCAGCCAGGCUGUCAAAGUCUGGAUUAAGAACGGCGGCAAGACUUUCCUAGAGGGCGUGGGCGAUGUCCAGGACCCCGACGCACCAAGCCGCGUCCUUCAGCUGAGCGUGGAUAUGACUCGCCGGCUUAAAGUCUGGCAAAUGGCAUCAAAUGUAUCGGAAAUCUUCGUCCGCCUCCUGCAGCGUGAGGAACACGAGUCCACCCAGCGUCACGACACCCAUACAUUUCAACCUUAG